Messenger RNA from Durio zibethinus, 2081 nucleotides. RefSeq lists its product as uncharacterized. Gene Ontology annotation, molecular function: protein binding. The record is from RefSeq and is a predicted model, not a curated record. Lineage: Eukaryota; Viridiplantae; Streptophyta; Magnoliopsida; Malvales; Malvaceae.
UAAUCAAAGUGUCCAUACAUGAAAGCUUGUGCUCUGUUUCUCUCUCCUUCUGAUUUUGCCAAAAUGGUCCAAAUUUAAAUAUGGGCGUUGCAGAGCACUCUGAUAAUUGCCCGUGAAUCCACUCAGAAAAUAUCUAUUUCCUCUCGAUUCUCUCACCCCAAAUGUGCCAGAAACGUACUCGAGAACCCAUCUUCUACUUUCUGCUGCACUCUCUUAUUUAUCUGUCAUAAUUUUUUUUUCUUAUUAGCCAAACCAAAGGCCCUGAUUAACUGGGUUUUUCAGGCUCUUUUACGCAACCAUCCCAGCUUCCUGAUCUUCUUCACUUACCGUCUAAAAUCUGGACUACCCUUCACUUCCUUAUAGUGAAAGAGAAAAUAAAUGGGUAAUUUUGAAUUCUUUGUAUCUUUAUUUCUUCUGUUUGUUGUUGUUGAUAGGGUUUUGCCAAGAGCAGAAUCCAAGACGUACUGGGGAGAUAUAGAGGUGUUGAAACAACUGAAAAAUGGAGUAGACCCGAAAUCGGUGAGUCCAGGUUCAUGCUUGAGUUCCUGGGAUUUUACAGUAGACCCAUGUGACAACCUCUUCGGUGAAAGAUUCACCUGUGGUUUCAGGUGCGACCUUACAGUUUCUGGGUUAAGCCGAGUAACGGAAGUUAGUCUUGACUCGGCUGGUUAUGCUGGUUCUCUCUCUUCUGCUUCCUGGAAUCUCCCUUACUUGCAAACCCUUGACCUCUCGUACAAUUUCUUCUCCGGAUGGAUUCCAGGGUCACUCGCCAACCUGACUCGGUUAACUCGACUCGGUCUUUCAAGAAAUACGUUAUCCGGUGAGAUACCUUCCUCGAUUGGAUCGUUGUCUAGCCUUGAAGAACUGUACCUCGAUAACAACAACUUACAAGGCCCUCUUCCUGCUAGUUUCAAUGCUCUUGUUAGCUUGAAAAGGCUCGAAAUUCAAUCAAACCACAUCUCUGGUGAGUUACCCGAGUUGGGUUCAGUCAGAAACCUGUAUUUUCUUGAUGCAAGUAACAAUGCCAUUUCUGGGUAUCUCCCUCCAACGCUGCCACCUUCUUUAGUCCAGGUUUCCAUGAGAAACAACACGAUUGAAGGCAGGAUCCCUCAAAGUCUUAAAUAUUUGAGCUUUUUGCAAGUAUUGGACCUGAGUCACAACAAACUCACCGGCUCAGUCCCUUAUUUCCUCUUUAACCACCCAUCUCUCCAACAACUCAUUCUCGCAUUCAACUCCUUCAAUUCUGUACAAUCUCCCUCUAAUCUAGGCACCCAAAGUGAGCUUAUUGCCGUUGAUUUGAGCAAUAACGAGCUCCAAGGCUGGUUACCUCCUUUCUUGUCAUUAAUGCCAAAGCUGUCAGCUUUAUCCCUAGAAAAUAACAAGUUUUCGGGUAUGAUCCCAGCCCAGUACGCAUUGAAAACGGUUCUACCUGGAUCCGGAAUUGCCCCGUUUGCAAGGCUUUUGCUUGGAGGGAACUACCUGUUCGGACCAAUUCCAGGGCCUUUACUGUUACUCAAACCAGACACUGCUAAUGUUAGCAUUGCUGACAACUGCUUGAUUAGGUGUCCAUUGCGUUUCUUUUUUUGCCAAGGUGCAGACCAGAAAUCUUUAAUGGAAUGUAAGAGAUUUAGUCCUGCAAUCCCUUGAAUUACAGCAACGGUUUUUUUAGUAGAAAUAUUGAUGUGUUUCUUCCUCGACUAUUUUUUUUUCUCUAUUUUUCUAGUUGGUCUGUUAGUUUUCAGCUUGUUAGUGGGAAAUCCAAAAAUCUUUUCAAGCUAAUGGACUUAGUAAUCAUGGGAAAAAGGUUCUAAAACGGUAAACAUGACCAAAUCGAAUAAAAUGUACUAGAUGUUUUUGUCUAUUCUCUGACAAAUGGAUGUUUUUCUCACGUGGUCUUAUGGGGCAUGGGGUAUACGCACAUGAAAAAGAUGGAACUUUUGGAUCCUACUUGUCCUCUAAAUCCGAGGCUUAUCAGAUGGGCUCAGAUCACAGCCUACCUUUUUCGGUUUAUUUAUGCACAUUUUGGUCCGAUUAGGGCCUUAUUUCACGAUUUUGUGGCUUGGGUUGAUAAAUUUGAUUGG